UAUUACUUAAUGGUUAAUACUUAUUAAGUUCAGAGUUGUGUCUUUAAUCAGUAUUCAUUAUUAGUAAUUUUAUUAUUUAUUGAAGUAGUGUCCCGUCACUACCGUAUUUUUUUCUGAACGUCAAUUAAAUUACCAAAGUUUAUAGAAUUAUGUUAUGGAGUGGUUGUUUAUUUUAGCUUCAGUAGCCGCAUCAUUUAUCGUCGUAAUUUUUUUCAUUCUCAUAGGGUGGUGUUUGGUUUGGAAGUUGUACUUGUCAAAAUUUAAACUAGUUCGGGAACUUAUUUCUCAGCAAACACCUGAAAUUAUUAAUUCUAAUAAAACUCAAAAGACUCUUUAAAUAACCCAACUGCCAAAAAAUGAAUAUUCGCUGUGCUAAACCAGAUGACUUAAUGAAUAUGCAGCACUGUAAUCUGCUCUGUCUUCCAGAAAAUUACCAAAUGAAGUACUACUUCUACCAUGGUUUAUCAUGGCCACAAUUAAGUUAUGUGGGAGAGGAUGAAAAAGGAAACAUUGUUGGUUAUGUGUUGGCAAAAAUGGAAGAAGAUUGUGAAGAUAAUCCUCAUGGACAUAUAACAUCACUUGCAGUCAAACGAUCACAUAGACGAUUAGGACUUGCACAAAAAUUGAUGGAUCAAGCGGCUAGAGCAAUGGUAGAAUGUUUCCAGGCCAAAUAUGUAUCAUUGCAUGUUCGGAAAAGCAACAGAGCUGCUUUGAAUUUAUAUACAAAUACAUUGAAAUUUACUAUUUCUGAGAUUGAACCAAAAUAUUAUGCUGACGGCGAAGAUGCGUAUGCAAUGAAAAAAGACUUAUCACACUUCACAUUGUUGUGUGCUGAUGAUGAGAUACCAAGUAGCGAUUCUUUGUCCAAUGCAAUGAAAAAGAUAGAAAUUGAAUCUAAAUGAUUUUGUAUACUUUUCUCUUAUUAUAUUAAAAACAACAAUUUUAAUUUCAA
This is a messenger RNA of Rhopalosiphum maidis (corn leaf aphid), 952 nucleotides long. It is a transcript of the gene vnc, whose product is annotated as N-alpha-acetyltransferase 11. The record is from RefSeq and is a predicted model, not a curated record. Gene Ontology annotation, cellular component: NatA complex. Gene Ontology annotation, molecular function: protein-N-terminal-glutamate acetyltransferase activity; protein N-terminal-serine acetyltransferase activity. NCBI's taxonomy places the organism in Eukaryota, Metazoa, Arthropoda, Insecta, Hemiptera, Aphididae. Gene Ontology annotation, biological process: N-terminal peptidyl-glutamic acid acetylation. The transcript is spliced from 2 exons. Bases 357 to 902 code for a protein of 181 amino acids.